UGGCGCUAGGCGUCGCUAUGCGCUGACAUUCUCGCAAUAUUUUCACUCUUUGUAGUAUACGAAGAAGAAAUCCUCUGCCCACGUGAUCUCGGAUGACCUCCUAAAUGGCUCGGUUCUCCCUAGAGUGGUGCACUUUACAUGGCGUUUAAAAUAGGGGCUUGUGGUCCCCUAUGUAGUGCACUUUAUGUCUGAUGAUAAGCGUUUUGGGAUUUAGCCUGGAGGUCUUGCUGGCUGGCUGGAACCCACAUGAGUAACCUUUAAAUUACUAAUGAGGUUAUUAACAACAAAAAUAGGUGAAGUUAUAUAGUUGAAUGAAUGUCGAGUGUUGAUAUUCAAACGCUUACAAAGUGAUUAAACUAAGGAGAGGUUUUAUAACGUGUAUGUUAUACAUGUUUAUAUCCAGCUCGCUAGCAGGCUAGCCUCCCAUGCAUGCAGGUAAAAGUUAGUGCAUUUCAUUAUAUAAGUGUUCAGGCAUGUCCGCUUGUAAAGCGCUGUAUCUGAGUGUGUUAAGGCACAGAGUUCCUUUAAAGCUGUGGAGGAGAAAUGUCACCACCUGGUCACCUGUUGGAGCUGCUUUCAACGCCAAAGCUGCCAGAAGACUGGAUCUGUAUCAACAAAAUGUGGGUUUGUUUGGCGUUCCUGAGCUGAGCUGUACAGAGGGAUUUGAGGUGAUCCAGGAGAAAGCUCUGCAAGAGACCGAGCGCCUGGUGGAGAAAGCCUGCAGCACGCCGCCUGGCCGUGUGACUGUGGAGACAUUCGAUAAGCUCUCGGACAGUUUAUGCAGAGUGGCUGAUCUGGCAGACUUUAUCAAAGUGGCCCAUCCUGAUCCACUGUACAGAGAAGCAGCAGAGAAAACUUGCAUACAGAUCGGUACUACAGUGGAGAAGCUUAACACAAAUGUUGAGUUGUGUAAGAGUUUAAAGAAUCUGUUGGAUAAUGAAGAGGUGAUGGCCAAACUGGAUCCAGAAACAAGGAGAGUCGCUGAGCUGUUCAUGUUUGACUUUGAGAUAAGUGGGAUUCACCUGGAUGAAAAACAGAGGAAAGAAGCAGUCAAGCUGAAUGUUCAGCUAUUGGAUCUCAAUAAUCAGUUUCUUAUGGGCUGCCACAUGCCAAACCGAAUAGACAUGAGAGCUCUCCCUAAACACAUCCUCCAGCAGUUUACCAAUGAAGGGAAAUAUGUACAGAUUGGGGGACUGCAUGCUGAUGCACCUGACGAUCUGGUUCGGGAAGUUGCCUACAGGAUUUUCCUGUACCCAAAUGAAGAUAUGAUGCGCAUCCUUGAGGAACUCCUGUCUUGUAGACAUAAACUGGCGACGCUGGUCGGCUAUGAAUCUUAUGCACACAGGGCAUUAAAAGGGGCCAUGGCCAAAAGCCCAGACACUGUGAUGAACUUCCUGCAGCUUCUGACAGACAAACUCAAAGACAGGACUGAAAAAGACUUUAAAAUUAUGAGAGACAUGAAGACCAGAUUCAAUCCCAGGAAUCCAGAUCUUAUGCCAUGGGAUCACCCCUAUCUGAGUGGUGUUGUACGUGCUGAGAGGUUUAACAUUGAGCCAAGCCUUUACAGCCCUUAUUUCUCACUUGGAGCCUGUAUGGAAGGUCUGAACAGUCUUUUUACACAGCUCUUUGGUGUGUCACUUUUGGCUGAACAGCCUAGUGCAGGAGAAGUGUGGAGUGAGGAUGUACGCAAACUGGCAGUGGUACAUGAAUCUGAAAGAUUGCUGGGAUACAUUUACUGUGACUUCUUCUAUAGACCAGACAAACCUCAGCAGGACUGCCAUUUCACUAUCCGUGGAGGGCGGCGGCUGGACGAUGGGCAGUACCAGUUGCCGGUGGUGGUGCUGAUGCUGAACCUCCCUCAUCCUACCAAGAGCACACCUACUCUCCUCACACCAGCCAUGAUGGAGAACCUCUUCCAUGAGAUGGGUCACGCUAUGCACUCAAUGCUCGCACGCACACACUACCAGCAUGUGACCGGAACGAGGUGUGCCACUGAUUUCGCUGAGGUGCCCUCUGUUCUAAUGGAGUACUUUGCCACUGAUUAUCGUGUGAUCAACCAGUUUGCUCGCCACUAUCAGACAGGACAGCCUUUGCCUGAGAGCAUGGUGGCACGACUUUGUGAAUCCAAGAAAGUCUGUGGUGCUGCUGACACUCAACUUCAGGUUUUCUAUGCAGCCUUGGACCAGGUUUAUCACGGCAAACCCCAAAGACGAUCCACAACCGAUAUACUGAUAGACAUGCAACAGAAAUACUACGGCUUACCUUAUGUUCCCAACACGGCAUGGCAGCUGAGAUUCAGUCACCUCAUUGGCUACGGGGCCAAGUACUACUCUUACCUGAUGUCUCGAGCUGUAGCCUCCAUGGUCUGGAGGCAGUGUUUCCAUAAGGACCCCUUAAACAGGGAAACUGGAGAGCGCUACCGGCGAGAGAUGCUGGCUCAUGGGGGAGGGAAGGAACCCAUGCUGAUGGUGGAAGGCAUGUUGCAGAAAAGACCAUCCAUCGAGGAUUUUGUUGAUGCCCUCGUCUCUGAACUGGACCCAGAUUUUGAGACAUUCUUCAUGGACUCAGAGGGAUAAAUCACUACCUCUCAAACUACCUUCAAAGGGAAGGUCCUAGUGCUCACCUCAGGCUGUCUAGGGAAGGAGUGACGCGCUAGGGUCACAGCCCUACACUUUCUAAUACAGCGAGGCUGCAGUCCAUUCUGAAGUGAUUGAGGUUACACCUUCCACAGUGAGAUCUCUGAAUAAGGGCGUUCUCAAUAGGUGUUGAAUAUAAAGGUCACUAAGAACAUGAUUUAAUUUUCUGAAGCCCUAGCCAAAGCGUUUCACACUGACAAACAGACAUUAAGCUGACAAAGCAGAGAUGCCAUUUCAUUUACCAUUUGCAAUGUUACAUUUAGCAAUACAAAUGUUAGUGUUACCUGAGGCAGCAAUAAAAACACAGAACAUAAAGCACAGAGUUAACAUGCUACUGUGCUACCUUUGGUUGUUUCAUAGCUUUUUAUUAAUAGUGCAAAGAAUUUCUAUCAUUUGUUUCCAACAUACAUUAUAUGGCCAAAACUACAUGGACACCUGACCAUCAUAUCCAUAUGUACUUUUUGAGCAUCCCAUUUAGUCCCCAACUCCACUCUUUCCAUUAGAUUUUGGAGUGUGGCUGUGGGGAUUUGCUCAUUCAGCCACAACAGCAUUAGUGAAGUCAGACUGAAAUCGGGCAAGGAGGUCUGGUGCACAAUGAUGUUCCGUGGGGUUCAGGUCAGGGCUCUGUGCAGGUCACUUGAGUUCUUUAACUCCUGCCUGGGCAAAACAUGUCUCCAUGGACCUCACUAUGUGCACAGGACCAUUGCGAUGGGAUGGGUUUUCACCAUGGGACGUUUCACCAUUGGAAAACCCAUGAAGAAAUUUUCUACUAUAUAUAUAGUUCGGAAAACUUCUGGAGUUUCUGCACUGAAAUAUUUCUCUUUUGCAAAUGGAAAUGGAGAAAAUUUUAAGUUCAAAAUAAAUUUAAAGAUUUCAUUCUGAUUGUGCCACAGGACUAUCUCAGACAUUUUGUCUUGGCUAGCAAUAUUUUAGACAUCCUGAGGCAGACUGGCGGAUUUUACCAAACCGUUUGUUAAGACAACCUAAGCAGGAUUAAAAAGUAAAUGCAAAUAGAAUUCAGCCACAGCAACAUCCGAUGGUUUUUUCCCAGACCACCACCACACAUAUAUUUUAAAGGAAAGUCAAGUGUGCAGUAUAGGCUUCAUCACUUCAGAAUGAACUGCACCACAUCUUGAGCCUGUAUAGGCUUUUGGUAAUUGGAUCAAAUUAGGUGUGUUAAAUAAGCAAAA
Molecule: messenger RNA, 3826 nt
Organism: Pangasianodon hypophthalmus (striped catfish)
Lineage: Eukaryota; Metazoa; Chordata; Actinopteri; Siluriformes; Pangasiidae
Gene: mipepa
Product: mitochondrial intermediate peptidase a
Exons: 19
Coding region: 474-2576 (700 amino acids)
Biological process (GO): peptide metabolic process
Cellular component (GO): mitochondrion
Molecular function (GO): metalloendopeptidase activity
Source: RefSeq, a predicted model, not a curated record